Molecule: messenger RNA, 1907 nt
Organism: Paramecium tetraurelia
Lineage: Eukaryota; Ciliophora; Oligohymenophorea; Peniculida; Parameciidae
Exons: 5
Biological process (GO): signal transduction
Molecular function (GO): 3',5'-cyclic-nucleotide phosphodiesterase activity
Source: RefSeq, a predicted model, not a curated record
AUGCCAGACUAAAUAUAAUACAUGAAUGAUUUGAUCAUAGAUUAACAUGGCUAUGUUGUGUUGCCAGUUAAAUUGGAUAAAUAAAUCAAAUACUACAUAAAGAUAGAAUCUCCAAAUAUAGAUAUGAUUACGUUCAGUGAUUAUGAAUUCUAGAUUCAAUAAUUAUGGUAGAGACUGACUUACUAAUUGAAGGAUUUGAAGAAUGAGGAGUUCUUAAAACAAAUGCUUGAAGUGAAUUCACCAAAUAAGUUAUACAUUCAAUUAGAUGGAGAUGGAAACAUCAGAUAUUAGAGUUGCUGUAUACCUGAUUCUUGGUAUUUCAUGUUGAUCAAGGGAGGUUCAUUGGAAGAUCUCUAAUUGGAGUAAGUGAAUAAACAGAGUCUCAUACAAAAAAUGUAGGAAUUGAAGUCUUCAGUAAAAGGAGCUGUUAGUGUUUGCUAGAUUUGUUUUGGUGAUAAAGCAGUCGAUGUUGAUCUAUUUGCCAAAAGAAAUGAGGAAGAUGAGAUUACUGACUAUUACAUAGUGUUUAAUGCACCAAAAAAGAAAUUUGAAGAUGAUCAUCGAAUAUCUUCUUAAAUGUCUAGUGAAAGCAAACUGCAAGAAUUGAGCAAGGCAGCUUUAAUCAAUAUUAAAAUGGAAAAGCUAUCUAAAGCAUGCAAUGUGAUGAGGGAUUAUCUUAAGGUUAAUUUGACUGAUGAGGAAAUCAUUGAUUUACUGAAAGAGAAAGACAUUCUCAAAGAAGUCUAUAACCAAUAAUCAAUCACUGAUGAUAUCAGAUCAUCUUAUGUGAUGGAAUAUUAUAAGGCUGAGCCAUUGAAUCCAAUGAGAGAUCCAGUAUAGGGAAGCCAACAAUAUAUAAUUGAGUCAGAACUCACAAACAUAAAAAAAUUCGACCUUUAUACUCUAGAUGCCAAUGAUAUUUCUAAUCUUAGUGAUUAUUCAUUUGACAUCACUGUUGUUUAGGAUAAAAAUGAAUAACUACGGUAUACUUGGGCACUAUUUCAUUUGUGUAAUUUCAUAGAUCUUUAUCAAAUCAACAAAGAAGUAUUCUAUUAGUUCACUGUGAUUGUCCAAGAAAAAUAUAGUUAUCGACAGAACCCAUUUCAUAACUUUGAUCAUGGUUUCACUGUUGCCCAUGCUUGUUAUUAUAUCAUAAAGAGUAAAAGCAUGAAUCAAUAUUUUGAUAAAUUCAUAUAAUUUACUGCUUUGCUGUCUGCUCUUUGUCAUGAUAUUGAUCAUACAGGACGUAACAAUCAUUUCGAGAGUUAGAAAUUAUCCAAAUUAGCAUUAAGAUAUAAUGAUGAAUCCGUACUAGAAAAUCAUCAUGCUUCUGUGAUGUUUAAGAUUCUUUAAAAAGAAAAAUAUAAUAUUUUGAGUUCUCUUAGUUAGGAUCAAUUUUAAAUCUUUAGAAAAUACGCCAUUGCCAAUAUUUUGGGCACAGAUAUGAAGAAACAUUUUGAAAUCGUUAAACUAUUGGAACUCAAAUUAUCCAAGCUUCCAGAUGAACCAUUUAUUUAAAAGGAAGAAGAUAAAAAGUUCUUAUCCAGUGCUAUUAUUCAUACUUGUGAUUUGACAAUGUAAUCUAAAACCUUCAAAAUGGCAUAGAAAUGGUCUAAUCGUAUAGCAACUGAAUUUUCAGAUUAAGUAGCUGAAGAGAAACAAUUAUCAUUACCUAUUACUCAGCAUUUCUUACCAUUAGGAACUCCAAAUUUCAAUUAACUAUUAGCCAAAUAAGAAAUUUCAUUCAUUAAGUUCAUUGUUAAACCUGCCUAUGAUUUAACAGCGUAAGUCUUAUAAACAGGUUUAGAAGUGCCAUUAAAGAAUUUAGAAGACAAUCUUAAAGAAUGGGAAAAUUAGAAAUGAUAGAAUUGUAUCAGUUGUUGUAGUAACGAUAAUAUUUUGUAUCC